Molecule: messenger RNA, 3830 nt
Organism: Pangasianodon hypophthalmus (striped catfish)
Lineage: Eukaryota; Metazoa; Chordata; Actinopteri; Siluriformes; Pangasiidae
Gene: avl9
Product: AVL9 homolog (S. cerevisiase)
Exons: 16
Coding region: 167-2005 (612 amino acids)
Cellular component (GO): cytoplasm
Source: RefSeq, a predicted model, not a curated record
GCACUGAAUGAGUCAGCAGUGACGUCAUGGUCACGAGGGCGGAAGCGGAAGUUGCCUCUGUUUGUGUUUGUCCAUCGGUAGCAAAUCGAUGAGGCGAGCAGAAGCGUCGGUUUUUAUUAUUUUAAUCGCGAGUAAAAGUUAGCUUUUGUCUCUCACACACACCGUGAUGGAGUCCGGCGGUAAGGACGAGGUGAAAGGAGCCGUGCUGCACAUCGUGGUGGUCGGCUUCCACCACAAGAGGGGCUGCCAGGUGGAGUUCUCGUACCCCCCCAUCAGUGAUGAAGGUCAUGACAGUAACUCGUUGCCUGAUCAGUGGAAGUACCUGCCGUUCCUCGCUCUGCCCGACGGAGCGCACAACUAUCAGGAGGACACGGUGUUUUUCCUCCUGCCCCCUCUGAGUGAGGAGAUGAAGUGUGUGUACGGCGUUUCCUGCUACAGACAGAUUGAAGCCAAGAUGCUGAAGGUGAGACAGGCUGAUGUCACCAGGGAGACGGUGCAGAAGAGUGUGUGUGUGCUCAGCAGAGUGCCGGUGUUCGGUCUGAUUGCGGCGAAGCUACAGCUCAUCACACAUGCCUACUUUGAGGAGAAGGACUUCUCUCAGAUCUCCAUCCUGAAGGAGCUGUAUGAUCAUAUGAACGGGUCUCUACGGUUCCCAACGCUGGAGGGAUCACAGGUGUAUCUGGGUUUAUCUGCACGAGAUUUAAUACUGCACUUUAAACACAAGGUUCUGGUUCUGUUCAAGUUGAUUCUGCUGGAGAAGAAGGUGCUGUUCUAUGUCUCUCCUGUUAACAGAUUGGUGGGGACCCUGAUGACGGUUCUCUCACUGUUCCCUGGUAUGAUCGAGCGUGGCCUGUGUGACUCCUCUCACUAUCAUCCUAAAAGCAGCCAAUCAGAGAGUGCUGACAUCAUCAAGAGUGUAGACCUCACAGGGAACACCGAAGUGUUUGUCGCUGAGCCCACAGUCAACCAAUCAGAGGGCUCCACCGGUGCUAAGGUGAAUCCGAGCUCUCCUGAUUGGCUGGAUAACGAGUGGGAGAGUCUGGACCCGAGCGUGCUGGAGGAGGAGGAGGAGAAGGAGGGAGACGGAGGAAGACGUGCACAGACGGAGUGUGUAGAGGCAGAGUCGAACACGCCCAUCACUGUUCAGCCCAAAGCCACACCUGCUCAGACCACCACACACACACAGAGUGACACACCCACACAGAGUACACACCCACACACACCCCUGCUGGAGGAGGACCAGUGCGGCCUGCCGCCCGCCAUCUUCACCAAGGGUUACCUGUGUUUACCCUACAUGGCUCUUCAGCAGCAUCACCUGCUCUGUGAUGUCAGAGUUCGGGGGUUCGUUGCCGGAGCAACCAACAUCCUGUUCCGUCAGCAGAGACACCUGAGUGACGCCAUCGUAGACGUAGAGGAGGCCGCGAUCCACAUCGCCGACCCAGAGUUACGGCGUGUCCUCAAUCUGACCACAGCUGACCUGCGUUUCUGCGACUUCCUGUUGAAGAGUGUGUGUGAGCACAGCGAGGACGUGUUUCUGGACGGGACCGGCUGGGAGGGAGGAGACGAAUGGAUCCGGGCUCAGUUCGCACUCUACAUGCACACACUAUUAGCGUCCACACUACAGCAAGACAACGAGAAGCUGCUGGCAGAUUACGGCUCUGCGUUCGUCUCCGCCUGGAGGAUCACACACAACUACAGAGUGUGGUCCAGCACACACCACCCGGCCAUCACCGACAUCACACCGGGUCACCCGUUCCAGGGUCAGUACAGCGUGGCGGACGUGAAGCUGCGUUUCUCACACUCGGUACAGAACAGCGAAAGAGGGCGGAGACUGGGCAGCGCAGUCAUGAGCACCAGCAGGAGUGUGGUGCAAACCGGCAGAGCUGUAGGUCAGUCUGUGGGUGGAGCCUUGAACAGCGCCAAGUCGGUGAUGUCAUCGUGGUUCUCAACACUUUCUCCGCCAGCGUUAAUAUCGAACCCACAGUCUACAACGACCAAGCAGUGACUGCCUCUCUCCUCACACACACACACACACACACACACUCCGUCAUCCUUCCAUGUACUCUUAGAUCUAACACACUACUGUUCCAGUGUACCGCGUCCUACUGGUGUGUCUUUACUGUCUGACCAAUCAGCAUUUAGCGCUGCCUCACCCUGAUCUGAGUGUGUUUACCUGAAAUCAGCGGCCUUAACGUCUGUCAGCGUGAGUUCGGGAUGGACUUAAUAUGUCAAAUACAUAUAUAUAUAUAUAUAUAUAUAUAUAUAUAUAUAAAUUAUAUAAAAAUAUAUAUCGUUGUAAUUCUCCUGUCCAGUGUGCGCAGUCUGUCUGUCUGUCUGUCUGUCUGUCUGUCUGUAUGCUGUUAUAUGCGGAUGCAUCAGUACCUUUUAUUUCAGACCAAGUAUGAGUAUGAGUGCAGGUUUUUCGGUACUCGUCGAUUCCGAUACUGAUCAUAAAACGAGUAACGUACUUAUUAUAGUAUUAAUCUGUCAAAGACGUCAAAGAACAUUUAAUUUAACUGUGUUUAUUCUCCUCAUGCUGAGUUUUAUGGUUAAGAUGUUGUGAUGUUUAAACGGUAUCUUUAAUAGACAGCGCAGUCCUCGGGUCAGAGGUCGGAGGUCCUCGCACGCUCUAUCAAGGAAUACUGUUUAAACGGUUUCACCAGGCGGCUUGAAAUGCAUCCUUAGUGCAACAACCUACACUAGACUUAACGUCCCACAGUGUCACAUGGUCUCGGAUGUCGGUAUUGGAGCAUUUUUACGAGUAGGAGUAAAUGAGCACAGUGUCGGACCGAUACCUGAUACCAAUAUCUGUAUCGAUGCAUCCAUUUUCUGUUCCUUUCUUUCUUUCACUCCAUCUAUCAUGGCUGUCUGUCUGGAGUCAAAAUCUGGUGUCAAAUUUGUCCAAUCAGAAAUGCUGCAUAUAUUAAGAUAACAGAAUAAUAUAUUAAAUUAUAUUCACAAAAGAAAUAAAUACAUGAACUGAUAUAUCUAGCAGAUUAGUAGUCGCAAGUGAUGAUUAAUCCCGUGCAUUGAUCAACUUUGUCAGUAAGCUGUCCGCGUCACUAGUGUUAGCUUUCUCCCUCACACACUACAGACAUUAAACCCCUGAGAUAGACUCGCUGUCAUGCGGCUGAUUUACAGUGUGUUUCGUUGGAAUAAAGGUGUGGAGCGUGCACGAGUGGAAGCUCCCGUCACUACACCACUUUCCGGCGUCCCAGAAUCUCCAAAUCACUCACAGAAGUGCGUUCUUCGAAGUGCCCUCACUUCACGCUGUAGCGUACAGGGCCUGCUUACGUGGCCGCAGUGUAACGACUGCUAGCAUGUAGCUUGGCAUGUGAGUGGGCCAUUAGCCAUGAGAUUUAACUGUUCAUUUAAAAAUGGUCCAAGGGUGGAGCUUAAGUCAAAUCUGAUCAUGUGACAUCACCACUAGGAGUUCACUAACCAGUUACCGUAGCCCUGCGCUAAUGUUAUCUACCGUUAAUGUGCUGUGUAGCUGUUCUGCGUCCUGAUUGGCUGCUCCAGCGCAAGUCGAGCUCCACCACUGUUGACCCUGGGACGCCCUGAUCGUGAUCUGGGACUGUUGGGUUUCAUCCUUCUGAUCUGUUUACUUGAUUUUUACGAUGUACAUCCACAUGCUCCAUCUGUUUAGCUGUACAAUUUGUUUUUAAAGAGUGGUUUCAUUUGUUUAGAGGUUUUUUUUUUUUUAAUUGUUUGAGUGGAUUUUGCCGUGUCUUUGUUUUUAUUUUCAAUUUCAGCAUUGUUUUACAUGUUCCUUUGAUGCACCUUCAGUUAUUUUAGUUUUUAGUCUUAAUAAAUUGGAAAGAAUUAUU